UGAUACAAUUAUUGCUCCUAGAUGUCAUUUGUCAGAGUGAACCGUUUCAGCCCCCGGGGAGGAGCAAGGAAGGCACCGAAAGUGAAGAAGAAGAAAACGGCAGUGAAGCAAGAAUGGGAUAAUACUGUGAGUGAUCUAACAGUUCAUCGGGCAACUCCUGAAGAUCUGAUCCGCCGCCAUGAAAUACAUAAAUCGAAGAAUAGAGCAUUAGUACACUGGGAACUCCAAGAAAAAGCUUUGAAGAGAAAAUGGAAGAAGCAGAAACCAGAAAUUUCUAAUCUUGAGAAAAGGAGAUUAUCUAUCAUGAAGGAGAUUCUUUCUGAUCAAUACCAGAUGCAGGAUGCAUUGGAAAAAUCUGAUCAUUUGAUGGCUGCAGCCAAAGAUCUGUUUGUUGAUUUUCCUCGUAGGCGCACAGGUUUUCCGAAUGUAACAGUGGCUCCAGAUUCCUGUCAAGGUCCCAUUGUAGUAAAUCAAGACCCCGUCACCCAGGCCAUCCUUGGUGGAUCUGUUGUGGAGCCUCAGGCUCUUAAUGAAGUAGAUGAUGAUGAAGAAGAAACUAUUAACAGCCAGUCCGAAGAAAGUGAGAAUGAAUUGGAUAAUUCUCUAAAAUCCCAGUCUAAUGUGAGUGCAGACAGGUUUCUUCACCAAUUAAAGGAAGAUAAUUCUGAGUUAAUUAAUAAACUGUGGACUGAUAUUCAGCAGAAAAUAGCAACACAGUCACAAAUAACAAGCCCUCCAGAAACUCCAUCAUCUGCCUCUCCAUCAGAGGAAAAAAAAGCUGCUCUGAAUGCUACCAACGCUGUCAAGAGAAUCCAUACCAGGCUUCAUCCUGAAGAAUCUGCUGAGUCUCUAGACUCGAGCUAUGUUGUGGGACAAGUGCUGAACUCAAGGAAGCAAAAGCAGCUGUUGACUAAAGUGAAAAGAAAACCGGAGUUGCGGGCUUCUUCUAAGCAGAAGAAAAACAUGUUAUCCUCCAGCACAGCCUCCACAGACUUAUCAGGUAGCAACAAUCCCAGCCUGGAUGUCCUCAAACACAUGAUGCAUGAAGUGGAACACGAAAUGGAAGAGUAUGAACGGUCGACAGGACGCGAGGUCAAGGAACCGCAUAGCAGUCAGGGUCUUACAGGCUUCACCCUGUCGCUGGUGAGCUCUCUCUGUCGCCUGGUUCGGUACCUUAAAGAGAGUGAGCUUCAGCUACGUAAAGAGGUAGAGACAAGGCAGAAAUUGGAACAGGUAUUAGUUGAUCAUCGAGAGCUCAUUGAUGCCCUGACAGCUGAAAUUCUACUUCUUAGAGAAGAAAAUACUGCUACUCAGGCGAGACUUCAGCAGUAUAUGGUCACAACAGAUGAGCAACUUAUAUCACUCACACAUGCCAUUAAGAGCUGUCCUGUGAUAAAUAACAACAAAGAAAGUCUGACAACAGAAAAGAGAGCCAAUAGUAGAAUUAUGGACAAUCCAGAGGGUUCAGUUGUAAAUGCUAAUGUCUCCACGCCAUUGAUGUUCAGAGGGGAAGAAGUACUUGAAUUCCCGCAGGAAGACUUGCCUAUCAAACUAUCGCAGAUGCCAAACCCCCCAGACAGUGUGAAUCUGGCCAGUAAUUUUCCAGCACAGAUGUUUGAGCCAGCUCUGUUGUUAACACCACCCAGGCAGAAGAGCAACUCAGAAUUCUCUCCUCUGCAGGAUGUAUUGAGGAGGACUGUUGAAACUCGUCCUGCUCCACGGAUUCCUCCAACGGUGGAAAGAAUUGAAAAGGAACAAAAUUGGGAAAAGCAGACUUUACUGACUAGCACAGACAUGCAGAAUUCAAGCGAGGAGAGUCAUCUCUUCACUCAGAGGUGGAGGGUCUCUCACAUGGGAGAAGAUUUGGAGGACAAAACCCAGGCUCCUUUUGUUAACCUCUCACAGCCCCUGUGCAGUCCCCUCUCAAACACGCAGCAACCGAGAAACCCCACCUUCUCAGAAGAGCCCCCGGUACUGGGGGAUGGGCAACAGCGCAGAGCAAAUGAGGCAUCAGUACAAAGAAAGGACAUCUUGGCAAGAAUCGCUGAGUUGACACUGCAGAAUUCAGCUAUCAAGGCACAUCUGAAUAAUAUCAUUUGGUCAGGGGGAGAGCAAGGGGAUGGACUUCGGGAGUCAAACAAACAGGAGGCAAGUCACACAAGCAACGUGACUGCUCCUUUUCCAGCAGCACGACCUCUAACACCAAGUAGCAUGGAGGAACGGAUUGCAGAACUGAACCGGCAGAGUAUGGAGGCUCGCGGAAAACUCUUGCAGUUAAUAGAGCAGCAGAAGCUUGUUGGUCUGAAUCUUUCCUCUCCACCGGUACCACCUCUUAGAGCUUGGAAUGAUUGGUCACAAAUUCAUGAUUUAAAAGAAGGAGGAAAGAGGACACUUGAGGUAUCUAUUCCAGGAGCAGAAGCCCCAGAAAGCUCAAAAUGCAGUACUGUCUCUCCUACCAGUGGAAUAAAUACAAGAAGAUCUUCAGGGGCUACUAGUAAUUCUUGUUCUCCACUAAAUGCCACCUCUGGAAGUGGGCGAUUCACACCUGUUAAUCCAAGAGCAAAGAUUGAGAAACAAAAUGAAGAAGGCUGGUUUGCUCUUUCUACCCAUGUAUCUUAAGUGAAGUCAAAUUUU
This is a messenger RNA of Molossus molossus (Pallas's mastiff bat), 2634 nucleotides long. It is a transcript of the gene SPICE1, whose product is annotated as spindle and centriole associated protein 1. The record is from RefSeq and is a predicted model, not a curated record. Lineage: Eukaryota; Metazoa; Chordata; Mammalia; Chiroptera; Molossidae. Bases 22 to 2619 code for a protein of 865 amino acids. Gene Ontology annotation, biological process: metaphase chromosome alignment; mitotic spindle assembly; regulation of centriole replication. The transcript has 17 exons. Gene Ontology annotation, cellular component: centrosome; spindle; centriole.